Molecule: messenger RNA, 956 nt
Organism: Aspergillus pseudonomiae
Lineage: Eukaryota; Fungi; Ascomycota; Eurotiomycetes; Eurotiales; Aspergillaceae
Exons: 1
Coding region: 498-788 (96 amino acids)
Source: RefSeq, a predicted model, not a curated record
UCAUCUGCAGGCAGAGAUUCAUAGACAUCGUCACCCAACUUGUAAUCUCUGUAUACAUCAACUGUAUAUUCCUCCAAGGAGUAGGCAGGUCCAAAUCAUCGGACGUUUAUCCAAGACUCUAAAGAAAAUAAUCAAAAACAAAAGGAGAGCAUGUUUGUUUGUUUGCCACAUGCCCCAGGCAAGCCAAAAUUCCUGACACCCCGUUAAUGCGCUGCCUCUAACAUUCCUUUACGCCAACCCUGUUGACACACCAAUGAAACCUCCAUCAACCCCAUAAACAACUCUUCUCUCGUCCACCCGACUUCCGCCCCAUUCCCUCCCCAUCCAAGGUACCUAGGUCCCCCUUGCAUAUCACCAGAAACGGGACAUGGGUGUCAGUAGUUAAAGUAUCCUGCACGUCCUCACUCAUGUAGAACCUCUACUUUCUAUAUCUAUAAAGUCUUGAUUGAACAUACAACCUUAUCCACAUACCAAGAUCAAUCAAUAUAAAUCUCAAUAUGAAUAUGCGCGGCCAACUCUCCGUGCGUUACAUCACCACCCUCUGCCUCUUGGCCACAGGGAUCUACGGCCAAAUGAUGGAAAGAUCCGAUGGAAUCGAUACGGGAAAUACACUCUGUGUAGGGGAUUGCGUGACGAGCGUGCAUGAAUUGAGAUGCGAGGCUCCUACCGUGCCCUUCGUAUGUGAACACCUUUUGUUUCUCCCUUUCGCCUUUCUGCCAUUUCCUAUACACUUUUUUCUCCUACCGGAUAUGGUAGACGUGAACGCUAACCAGUGCCAUCGUAUAUAGUUCCGACCAGCGAAGGGGUGCUACGCUUGCUGUUUUUCGGAUGACCAUGCGGAUGACUGGGCGGAUCACAUUAACUGGGGAAAUGAGAAACAUCCAGAGGAGGAGAAGUCGUGACCCCGGGUAUAGAUUCAAUUGGUUUUGGAAGAGACUGCAUGAGAGUGUGUGGUU